Heteronotia binoei (common prickly gecko) is the source of this 1476-nucleotide messenger RNA. RefSeq names its product protein ABHD16B-like. Bases 56 to 1429 code for a protein of 457 amino acids. Lineage: Eukaryota; Metazoa; Chordata; Lepidosauria; Squamata; Gekkonidae. Gene Ontology annotation, molecular function: monoacylglycerol lipase activity; glycerophospholipase activity. The record is from RefSeq and is a predicted model, not a curated record. Gene Ontology annotation, cellular component: endomembrane system. Gene Ontology annotation, biological process: phosphatidylserine catabolic process; monoacylglycerol catabolic process. The transcript has a single exon.
AAAAAAACCAAACGUCAUCCCUAUCUCUCAUGGAAGAUAACCACCGCCUCUCUCCAUGUGUGUCCUGUGUUUCCCAAAGGCUCUCGCCCAUGUCUUCAAAAUCUAUUUCAAGGCCAGUUACAAUUUCGAAUCCGGGACCUGGCCCAUCGAAUUCCAGUGGGAUGAACCCAGCAACGGCGGCAAUGCCCGAGGCUGUAUCCGAGGCCGAGGGCGCCAGAUCCUCGUCAAAGCGGCGUCUCAACUGUGUCUACCGGCGUCUGCGUUCGUCGACAGGCCGGGUAGAGACCAGGCUACCUGCUGGCAUUUCCUCAGCACUGCCAAACAACUCCCGAGCCAACUGGCCAGCUACGUCAUGGCCCAUUCCUUAGGCCGCUGGCUUCUCUACCCCGGCUCCAUGUUCCUCCUGAACCAAGCCUUGUUGCCGAUCCUGGCAAAGGGUCAAGCUCGCCUUCAGAGGGACUACAACGGGAGACGCGCCAAGCUGGUGGCUCGGGACGGGAACAAGAUCGACACCAUGUUUGUGGACAGGAGGAUGACAGCAAUGGGCUCCGCGAAGGGUCGAGGGAAGCAGCUGGUGAUCUGUUGCGAGGGGAACGUCAGCUUCUACGAGUGGGGUUGCCUUUCCACCCCCCUGCAGACCGGAUAUUCCGUGCUCGGGUGGAACCACCCAGGUUUCGGGGGCAGCACGGGCCAGCCCUAUCCGCAGAACGACGCCAACGCAGUGGACGUGGUGAUCCAGUACGCGACCCGCCGGCUGGGCUUCAAGCUACAAGACAUCAUUGUCUACGGAUGGUCCUUAGGGGGCUACUCGGCUACCUGGGCUGCUAUGACCUACCCGUUGCUCGGUUCCUUGGUCUUGGACGCCACUUUCGACGACCUGCUUCCCUUAGCCCUGAACGUCAUGCCCAAGAGCUGGAAGAAGUUGGUGGUGCGGACGGUGAAGGACCACUUCAACCUCAACGUGGGCGAACAGCUGUGCAGGUACUUGGGGCCAGUCUUGUUGAUCCGAAGGACCCAGGACGAGGUUAUCACCACCUGUCCUGAUCUCGACGACCAGAUCAUCAACGUCCGGUACAACAGGGCUAACGAGCUGCUGGUCCAGCUGCUGGAGCAUCGCUACCCGGACAUCAUGACGCAAGAAGGUCUGUUCGCCGUCUACGAAUGGCUCAAAGCCGCCAACCCUUGCCAGGAGCAGGCGGUCUGCCGCCAUUAUGAGAUCGACGAGGCGUGGUGUCUCCGGGAGCUACAGAACUACAAGUCGAGCCAAGGUCCCGAAAUCCAUUUCCCGUGGAGGGUCGGGAAGUCGAUGGCUUCCAAGGAGAAGCAGCAGAUAGCCGUCUUUUUAGCCAAGAAGCACAUGAAAAACAUAGAGGCCCCGCAUUGGUCUCUACUUAAACCCCAUGAUUUCCAGAUGCCUUGGAAGUUAUAGAUGGAGUAGAGAAGGUGGGAAUACAAGAAAGAGAGACACAUCGAAAG